Molecule: messenger RNA, 2120 nt
Organism: Seriola dumerili (greater amberjack)
Lineage: Eukaryota; Metazoa; Chordata; Actinopteri; Carangiformes; Carangidae
Gene: cry-dash
Product: cryptochrome DASH-like
Exons: 14
Coding region: 107-1672 (521 amino acids)
Biological process (GO): photoreactive repair
Molecular function (GO): damaged DNA binding; FAD binding; deoxyribodipyrimidine photo-lyase activity
Source: RefSeq, a predicted model, not a curated record
UCGACACGAGAGAACUCGCUGGUGAGAGAGACAACACAUCUCUCUGAAACGAAGCGAGUUAUUUGUUUCAGACAAAACUACUGCUGCAUUAUCGAAGACGAAAAGCAUGUCUACUUCCCGUACAAUUAUAUGUUUAUUGAGAAACGACUUGCGUCUCCACGACAACGAGCUUUUCCAUUGGGCUCAAAGAAAUGCAGAGUACAUUGUUCCACUGUACUGCUUCGACCCCAGACAUUAUGCGGGAACAUACAACUACAACCUCCCAAAGACUGGGCCUUUCCGCCUGCGCUUCUUACUGGAGAGUAUCAGAGACCUCAGAAACACACUGCUCAACAAGGGCAGCAACCUGGUGGUGAGACGGGGUAAGCCAGAGGAUGUUGUUGCCGAGCUCAUCAAGCAACUGGGCUCUGUCAGCACGGUGGCUUUCCAUGAAGAGGUAACAUCAGAGGAGCUGAAUGUUGAGAAAAAGGUGAAGGAUGUCUGUGCACAGAUGAAGGUCAAAGUUCACACCUGCUGGGGGUCCACACUGUACCACAGAGAUGAUCUUCCAUUUCAUCACAUAUCUAGCCUCCCUGAUGUGUACACUCAGUUCAGGAAGGCAGUGGAAACCCAGAGCAUGGUGAGGCCUGCGUUUCCAACACUCGAGCAGUUAAAACCUCUUCCUUCAGAGCUCGAGGAAGGAGCCGUUCCCACAGCACAGGAGCUGCAACAGACAGAGCCGUUGACUGAUCCUCGCUCAGCCUUCCCCUGUAGUGGUGGUGAAAGUCAGGCUCUGGCCAGACUCAAACACUAUUUUUGGGAUACUGAUGCAGUUGCAACUUACAAGGAGACUCGUAAUGGCUUGAUCGGUGUAAACUAUUCCACUAAAUUUGCACCUUGGCUGGCGAUGGGUUGCAUUUCACCCAGGUACAUUUAUCACCAGAUCAAGCAGUACGAGAGGGAGCGGACAGCCAAUCAGAGCACAUACUGGGUGAUUUUUGAACUUUUGUGGAGGGAUUACUUCAAGUUUGUGGCUGUCAAGUAUGGGAACAGACUAUUUCAGCUCAAAGGACUUCAAGACAAAUCUGUGCCACGGAAAAAGGACAUGAAGCUUUUCAAUGCAUGGAAAGAUGGAAGAACAGGAGUGCCCUUUGUGGAUGCCAACAUGAGAGAGUUGGCGAUGACAGGUUUCAUGUCCAACAGGGGGCGGCAAAAUGUUGCCAGCUUCCUCACAAAGGAUCUGGGCCUGGACUGGAGGAUGGGAGCAGAGUUGUUUGAAUACCUUCUGAUUGACCACGAUGUCUGCAGCAACUAUGGCAACUGGUUAUACAGCGCUGGUAUAGGAAAUGACCCCAGAGAGAACAGGAAAUUUAACAUGAUCAAACAAGGCCUCGACUAUGACAAUAAUGGUGACUACGUCCGGCAGUGGGUUCCAGAGUUGCAGGGGAUCAGGGGAGCUGAUGUGCACACACCUUGGACCCUCAGCACUGCUGCGCUGUCACAUGCUCAUGUGUCCCUUGAUGAGACCUACCCCACCCCCAUCGUCAUGGCGCCUGAAUGGAGUAGACACGUUAACAAGAAAUCAGGCGGCACAGGGCCUUCACCCAGAGGAAAGAGAGGCCCAUCUCACACUCCCAAACAGCAUCGUGACCGAGGCAUAGAUUUCUAUUUCUCCAGGAGCAAAAAUCUGUGAUCUGCCUCAAAGCAAACACUAAAGACGCGAUGAUGCUCAGAGGAUGGAAGUUCCUGUGAUGCCAACCUGGACUGUUGCUGUACGAUCUGUGUUGCACACUGAGGUGUCGAGUGAGGGAAGUUUUUUCAUGAGGAUUUGAGGAAAUACAUGUUCCAACUUACACUUUAAUAGUUGAACUUGACUAAUGUACAUUUAUGCUAUCUCUCAAAAUAUGGGUUUUGUGAAGCACCUUUCAUAGACUUUCUGCUGUUUCCUGUCAUGCUGCAGCAUCAGGGAAAGCCACACCGGUUUUGUUUUAUUGGAGUGGAUCAGUCACAAUGAUCUCUUUACUUUUUGUGCAGAUUAUUUUCUUGCAGUUUUCUUACGCCGGCUUGGAUACACUCUUGUUGUUACUUUGUAUUAACUUUUAAGGUUUGCCUAUUUGUGGCAGUUGCAAAAUAAAACACGA